Ziziphus jujuba (common jujube) is the source of this 959-nucleotide messenger RNA. RefSeq lists its product as uncharacterized. Lineage: Eukaryota; Viridiplantae; Streptophyta; Magnoliopsida; Rosales; Rhamnaceae. Bases 178 to 615 code for a protein of 145 amino acids. The transcript is spliced from 4 exons. Gene Ontology annotation, cellular component: mitochondrial membrane. The record is from RefSeq and is a predicted model, not a curated record.
CAAUUUUUGAGGAAUUUCUUUUCACUAUGUUCUUUGAAAAUCUAGUACAAUCGAUUAUGGAGAUAAGGUGUUCGAUGAAAUGAGUUUGCUUGGCUGUUCAUGGUUGCUGUGAAAAUGAACACUGAAAGAUUCGAAUUUGAUUUCCGCUCUUUGUUUAAUUCCAACUUCUGAUAUUAUAUGCAAUCUGGCUCCUGUGUUUUUGAAUGGUGUGUGAAAAUGAUGACCAUCGAGACAGCAACAGCUCAGCCUCAGAAAUCAACUAAUAGUGCUUCUAACACUACCAAGGUCCAGAGUUCAGCUCCAUCAUUUAAGAGAUGGGGUAGAAGGCACCCAUUUGUUAGAUAUGGGCUUCCGAUGAUAUCACUCACUGUGCUUGGGGCGGUUGGUCUUGCCCAUCUAAUACAAGGCAGCAAGGAUAUUGCAAAGGUGAAAGACGAUCAGGAAUGGGAGAUCAUUGAGACAAGAAAAGCACUAUCAAGAACAGGACCUAUAGAAGCAUAUAAGCCAAAAAAGAUUUCAUUGGACGAGGAGUUAAAGGCUUUACAACAGAAGGUGGAUAUAAACAACUAUGAGUACAAGAAAAUUCCAAGACCAAAUGAAGGCAAGUCAGGCUAGUCUUAUGGUCUGCAUCCAAGCAAUCGAUGGAAAAGUCUUGUAAGUAUAAUAGUAACACUUUCGUAUUCCCAAUGAACUCGUUCGUGCCAUUGUCCUUAUCCGGCAGAAUGCUUAUGCAUUUCUUUGAUUCGGUCAUGCUCUGAGUUAGUUGAUAUUUGUAAUGAUGAGUAAUCGCAUUAUCUCAAGGAUUCUUACAAUAAGCCAAUUAGUUGUUUAGUAAAAAAAUAUUUCCGAGUAUGAUACAUCCAUAAUUCACAAUUUUAUGGGGAAAUGGCCAUUUUGUAAUUUUAUACUUAACCAAAUUCCUUGGUCGAAAGCUAAAAAUCAUGCAUCUGGUUUGGUUA